This is a messenger RNA of Lodderomyces orthopsilosis Co 90-125, 2547 nucleotides long. It is a transcript of the gene VTC3, whose product is annotated as vacuolar transporter chaperone. Lineage: Eukaryota; Fungi; Ascomycota; Pichiomycetes; Serinales; Debaryomycetaceae. The record is from RefSeq and is a predicted model, not a curated record. Gene Ontology annotation, cellular component: vacuolar transporter chaperone complex; fungal-type vacuole membrane. The transcript has a single exon. The coding region runs from base 1 to 2547 and encodes 848 amino acids.
AUGGCAUCUAGUCAAGACCCCAAAUCCAAACCAGCUGCCUCGAGUGAACAACAGUCUUCUACAGCAACUGUACCUUCGGCUAGCAAACAACAACAGCAAGGAGGACACGAAUCCAGAAUGUUAUUUGGUACCAAGUUGGAAACCGAAACUUAUGCACCAUGGAAAGAUUUUUACAUCAAUUACAAUCAAUUGAAGAAAUUACUUAAAGAAGGUGUUAUUUUGAAAAACAAUUGGACUGAUAAAGAUGAACAAAAUUUUGUUAGUGCAUUGGAUGAAAAUUUGGAAAAAGUAUUCACAUUUCAACACAAUAAAUUUGAUGAAUUGAAUGAUGAAUUGGAUAUCUUGCAACAACAAACUGAAGUUGCAGAUACUUUUGAUGUUGAUGCAUUUUCCAAGAAAUUGGAUCAUUUGUUGAAUGAAGCGCAAAAUUUGGAACAUUUUCAACGUUUGAAUUAUACUGGAUUUAUCAAAAUUGUCAAGAAACAUGAUAGAUUACAUUCAAAUUAUUCAGUUAAACCAUUGUUGAAUGUUCGUUUGAAGAAAUUGCCAUUCCAUUCAGAGGAUUAUUCACCGUUAUUGUACAAGAUUGGUACUUUGUUUCAAUUUUUGAGAGAAAAUUAUGAAGUUGAUCAAUCUUUGUCGAAAUUGUCAUCGUUUAACGAUGGUGCAUUGAGUGGAGAAUUUCAAUCAUUUAAAUUCUGGGUUCAUCCUGAUAAUUUAAUGGAGGUAAAGACUACUAUUUUAAGACAUUUGCCAGUUUUGAUUUAUAACUCAAAAAAGGAUAAUGAUGAUGACGAUGACGACGAUGACGACGAUGAAGAUGAAGAUGAAGCAAACGGUAAAGAUAACAAAGUCACGCAAACUGAUCAAACCAUCAAUUGUUUAUACUUUGACAAUGAACAUUUUGAUCUUUAUAAUCACAAAUUAACCAAACUUAACAAUUCAUCAACAUUGAGAAUUAGAUGGAUUGGGAAAUUAUCUGACAAGCCAAAAAUCACUAUGGAAAGAAAAGAAUUUGAUGUUAAUUCCAAUUUUCAUGUCGAUGAUAAAAUUGAAUUGAGGCAAAAGUAUAUUAAUCAAUUUGUUAUUAAUCAUGAAACUCCAAAAAAGUUUGUUAAAAUCAAUGAUGAAGCUACUGUCAAGAGAUUAUUGAAGUUUAUCGAUGAAAACAAUUUACAACCAAUUUUGAGAACCACUUACAAGAGAACUGCUUUCCAAAUCCCUGGUGAUGACAAGAUUAGAAUAAUUAUUGAUUCCAACUUGACUUUUAUCAGAGAAGAUUCAUUUGAUCCAAUUUUACCCAUUAGAGAUCCUCAUCAAUGGCAUAGGUUGGAUUUAGAUAAUCCUAAAAAUAAUCAACAAUUUUUAAGAAAAGGUGAGUACAAUAAAUUCCCCUUUUCCACCAUGGAAAUUAAGAUUAAGAAAUCUUCAGUUAAAAAUUUCAAGAAAUUACAAUGGAUUAAUGAAUUGAUCAAUAGUAGCUAUUUAGUUAAGGAAAUUCCUAAUUUCUCCAAAUUUAUUCAUGGUGUUGCUUCUUUAUACUUGGAGGAUGAUAAAUUGGAUAAUAUUCCCAUGUGGUUUAAUGAAUUGGAAGGAGAUAUUAAUGAUGACUUACCCAAGAUUCCUACAAAGGUUAACAAUGAUGGUAUUACUCAAUUGAGUAAUGAUGAUAAUUUAUCUAAAUUUAAAUCAAUGAUUUUGAAAAACAACACCUCCAAUUUCCAACCUAGAUCAGCUUCAUUUUCAGGAAGUUUGUUGUACAAGGGAGCUAGCAGCAAUCAAGAUGAACUAGUAUCAGUGGCUGAAACUGGUGAAGUGGCUGAUGAUUCAAAGAUUUCUCAUGUCGAUGAAGAAGAGGAUGAAGGUAAUCUCUCACACACUACAAAGCCAAAGACACUUCAACAACAACCAAGCACCACUAAUUUCACUACUGAUGACCAAUCAUCUGAUUUUGAUGAAAAUGAAGAUGAAGAUGAUGAUAGUGCACUCUCUAAAGCCAACAGACUCAAGAAAUUGAUCAAAUUCCCACAACAAUUCUCCAAAUUAAUUGAUGUUGAUUCAGAAGAUGAAGAAGUUGUAUUACCCGCAGGAGUAACUAAACCUGACCAAUGGAUUAAGAACAUGGGACCAAUUAAAAUUGAACCUAAAGUUUGGUUAGCAAAUGAACGUACAUUCAAUCGUUGGUUACAUGUAACUACAUUGUUGAUGUCAGUUACAUUUAUCAUUUAUUCAUCGACAAUUAGAUCUAAUUUCCAUCAAUUGAGUACUUAUUUGGCAUAUUUCUAUUUCGGUUUAACAUUGUUUAGUUGUCUUUGGGGUUAUUACAUUUUCAUUGUUCGAAGAAAUAUCAUUUUAGAAAGAAGUGAUAAACACUUGGAUAAUUCGAUUGGUCCUUUGAUUAUUGCUUUUGGAUUGAUGAUUGCUUUGAUUAUUAAUUUCAUUUUCGGGUGGAAGAGUUUGCAAUUGGAAUAUGAAGAUAAUGAAUUUUAUGCAAACAAUCCAAUGCACAAAAAGAUUCAUCAAUUUAUGGUCGAAAUGGUUAGCUGA